Messenger RNA from Rattus rattus (black rat), 716 nucleotides. RefSeq names its product heat shock protein family B (small) member 11 (gene Ift25). Gene Ontology annotation, biological process: intraciliary transport. The transcript has 7 exons. Gene Ontology annotation, cellular component: centrosome; cilium; intraciliary transport particle B. Bases 185 to 616 code for a protein of 143 amino acids. The record is from RefSeq and is a predicted model, not a curated record. NCBI's taxonomy places the organism in Eukaryota, Metazoa, Chordata, Mammalia, Rodentia, Muridae.
GGGGAUCGCGAGCGGACUGGGUCCUUUCGCAGAGCUACCCGAGGCCCAAGCGAGCGGGUCUGUGCAGCACGGUGGGUGGGCACCGAAGAGGUCAUUUGGUAGAGUUUGGGAGUCUUUCCUGCUCUCGUUUUGCUGCUGGGGACACAACCCAGAACUUCUUGCAUAUAAGGCUACACAUUUUGAGAUGAGGAAGGUGGAUCUCUGCUCGAGCACUGAAGGGACAGAAGUGAUUCUGGCCACGUCGAGUGAUGAAAAGCACCCGCCUGAAAACAUCAUUGACGGGAAUCCAGAAACCUUUUGGACCACCACAGGCAUGUUUCCCCAGGAGUUCAUUAUUUGUUUCCACAAACACAUAAAGAUUGAAAAGCUUGUGAUUCAGAGUUACUUGGUGCGGACUUUGAGGAUUGAAAAGACCACAUCUAAAGAGCCAUUGGAUUUUGAGCAGUGGGUUGAAAAAGAUUUAGUACACACAGAGGGGCAGCUUCAAAAUGAAGAAAUUAUGGCACGAGAUGGCUACGCCACUUUCUUGAGAUUCAUUAUUGUCUCAGCGUUUGAUCAUUUUGCAUCUGUGCACAGCAUUUCUGCAGAGGGACUGACAGUCUCAAGUCUUCCUUAGUGAUUACAACAGCAUGCUCUGAACUACUUUUAGAAUAUAUUUAUUGAAACACAAAGCUAUCUUUGAUAUGUUUACUAUUAAAUAGAUUUGUAUCACUCUG